AUGUCAUAUAUGGCCCAAGUAUGUGAUUCAGCUGUUGCUACGCUCGAAGAGCCUGCCGAGUAUAUCUAUUUCCAGGACAAGAUGCAUCAUAGAGAAAUGGAUAACGGGCGAGUAAUCAAUCGAAAUGGAAGACGAGUUCCUAUAAGCAUUACCUGCAGUCAAUCAUCAGCAAAUAUGUUUAGAAAGUAG
This is a messenger RNA of Botrytis porri, 189 nucleotides long. RefSeq lists its product as uncharacterized. The transcript has a single exon. The record is from RefSeq and is a predicted model, not a curated record. NCBI's taxonomy places the organism in Eukaryota, Fungi, Ascomycota, Leotiomycetes, Helotiales, Sclerotiniaceae. The coding region runs from base 1 to 189 and encodes 62 amino acids.